Limulus polyphemus (Atlantic horseshoe crab) is the source of this 612-nucleotide messenger RNA. RefSeq names its product synaptogenesis protein syg-2-like. The annotation marks the transcript as partial. Lineage: Eukaryota; Metazoa; Arthropoda; Merostomata; Xiphosura; Limulidae. The transcript has 3 exons. The record is from RefSeq and is a predicted model, not a curated record.
UCCCUCCGAAUCUCCUUACAAUUAAUGGAAGUCCAAGACACGUGGUUCUUCAGAUAAAGGAAGGAGAACGUGCUAAUUUAACGUGCAGUGUUGAGAACAGCAAACCUCCGUCACGUUUAAAGUGGUAUCGAAACAGAGUGGAACUGAUACCUGACGCUGCUGAAACGUCCAUUCGUGAGGAAAAAGGAAAACUCGUGACCGUUUUGAGUACCCUGACACUUUAUCCCAAAAUAGAUGAUGACCAGGCGACCUACAUCUGUGAAGCUGACCAUUCAGCACUGUCUAAUCCUUUGACAUCUUCUGUUACCAUAAGUGUCCUUUAUCCUCCAGGAAAACCAGUUAUAACCGGAUACAGAGAAGGACAUGUCUUGGUGAAAGGAGAACGCUUGUCUCUGCUGUGCACAUCUAAAGGUGGAAAUCCGCCAGCUAUUCUGAUGUGGUUUAGAUCAGGUGAACGGUUGGAUACCAGCUACGUCACCCGUUCAAGAAAGACCGUCAGUAUUUUAAGGUUUAGAGUCACUGCCGCUGACAACAAAGCAGAAUAUCGCUGCGAAGCGAAGAGUCCUCUUGUGAACCGGUCCUCCUCCGAGUUCGUAACUCUCUCCGUCCACU